Molecule: messenger RNA, 925 nt
Organism: Bemisia tabaci
Lineage: Eukaryota; Metazoa; Arthropoda; Insecta; Hemiptera; Aleyrodidae
Gene: Alg13
Product: Alg13 UDP-N-acetylglucosaminyltransferase subunit
Biological process (GO): dolichol-linked oligosaccharide biosynthetic process
Molecular function (GO): hexosyltransferase activity
Source: RefSeq, a predicted model, not a curated record
CCCACCCAGCCUCUUCUUCGUGGAAUUCUGUGGAAUUGCAGUUUUUCAAUUUUCUCAGAACUAUCUCUUACGUGUGAUAAGUGUUAAAAGGUGUUUUCUCUUAGAAAUUUGCUUGACUUUACAAGUUUACUAGCGUGUCCUGAUUUGACUAGUGGAGGCUCCGUGAAUUCUAAUUUGUGUUUUUCUUCGUUUAGAUCAAGGAGGAGAGUAGCUACUCCAGUUGUUUUGUGUCUAGUUUGUGUUUCAAAUAAAAUGAACCAUUUAAUUAUUCCAAACUCCACCCUAUUUGCAGCACAAUGACCAGGAGUAACACUAACAAACAGGUUUUUAUAACAGUAGGCACAACCAGAUUCGACAGUUUGAUCCAGCAAGUUUGCUCUUCGUCUGUGCUGUCAACACUAAAAAGCAAAGGAUACAGUAAGGUUGUAUUACAGAUUGGCAAUGGUUCUUACGAGCCAAAAUCUGUAGCUUUCCCAGGCAUAAAAGUUGAAUUCUUCAGAUUCAAAAACAAUCUCAAAGAAGACAUCAGUAACUCCGAUCUUGUUAUAAGUCAUGCUGGCGCCGGUAGUUGCCUGGAAGUACUAGAAGCCAAGAAACCCCUGAUAGUGGUUGUUAACGAGAAUUUGAUGGGCAACCAUCAAGUUGAAUUAGCUGAAAAAUUGUACGAAAGUGGUCAUUUGUAUUACUGUACUCCAAACACGUUAGCAUUCACCCUUGAAACUUCAGAUUUAACUAAGCUGGUAACCUAUGAAUGCGGCAAACCAGAGAGAUUCGCUCAUUUCCUUGAAAACCUUCUCGGCCUUGAUAAAUCUAACUAACUUGUAUUAAGUAAUACAGAGUAACCCUCCGGAUUGGUCAAGUGAAGGUUAUAGGACACCUUCAUUUUAUCUAUCGAGACUGGUCCUUCAAAUCCAAAGUGCUGAAA